CCCCACCUGUCAAUUUCACCCUGCAUGUCAUGGCUUGGCUACCUCAGGCUAGUGAUGAACUUGGGUUUUUCGAAAUUUGUGGGAUCAGUCCCACUAGAACUACAUUCCAGGACAUUACAACAGACGCAGAAAAGCAUUCGAUCAUAACGAAAGAGUUGUUUAAGACAUCUCAAUCCAUAAGCUUCACUUUUGAAAUUGAAAGUAUUGUGCGGCUACAUCCUCAAACAUGGCACCUGUCACUCACCCCAUGGAAAACAAUUCCAGGGCACCAAGUCGCCUUCGCAGAUCUACACAAGGUUACCAGCAACCCAGCCUCGUUUUCCAACGACCUCGCCGAGACGGAAAGCCAAGUUCUUGACAAUUUCAAAGUGGGCAGUGUCCCCUACGUUGGUGCGCUGUUUCAGCGCAUAGAUGUACCGCCUGGAAGCGUUACACCCAUGCAUAGGAUGUUGACGCUUGGAUACGGUGUGAUUGCUUCUGGAGAGGCUGAGUUAGUUCUUGACAGCGGGGAUAUUCGGGUUGUGAAGCAGGGAGAUACGGUGGUGGAAAGGGCUUCCAUGCACCAGUGGAAAAAUUUAUCCCGGACUGAAUGGUUGAGGGUCAUUUGGGUGUUGAUACCCAUCCUACCCGUGGAGGUUGGGGGGAAGAAGUUGGAGGAGGAGUUCAAGGGGUAA
Molecule: messenger RNA, 674 nt
Organism: Periconia digitata
Lineage: Eukaryota; Fungi; Ascomycota; Dothideomycetes; Pleosporales; Periconiaceae
Source: the annotation of a GenBank genome assembly